This is a messenger RNA of Pungitius pungitius (ninespine stickleback), 3269 nucleotides long. RefSeq names its product ras-related protein Rab-8A. Gene Ontology annotation, biological process: protein localization to plasma membrane; neurotransmitter receptor transport to postsynaptic membrane; cilium assembly. The transcript is spliced from 8 exons. Gene Ontology annotation, molecular function: GTP binding; GTPase activity. The record is from RefSeq and is a predicted model, not a curated record. Gene Ontology annotation, cellular component: dendritic spine; endosome; synaptic vesicle. Bases 48 to 668 code for a protein of 206 amino acids. NCBI's taxonomy places the organism in Eukaryota, Metazoa, Chordata, Actinopteri, Perciformes, Gasterosteidae.
UCCAGGUCGCUGUUCCGCCGGGCGGGAUUUCCGCAAUAAUAUCAAGUAUGGCGAAGACAUACGACUAUUUGUUUAAAUUACUGUUAAUCGGCGACUCUGGUGUCGGGAAAACAUGUGUACUCUUCAGGUUUUCGGAAGACGCCUUCAACUCGACGUUUAUCUCAACUAUAGGCAUUGAUUUCAAGAUUAGGACGAUAGAGCUUGACGGCAAGAAGAUAAAGUUACAGAUAUGGGAUACGGCGGGUCAGGAGCGCUUCCGAACAAUCACAACAGCCUAUUACAGAGGAGCAAUGGGCAUAAUGCUUGUCUACGACAUCACCAACGAGAAGUCUUUUGAGAAUAUCAAGAACUGGAUUAGGAACAUUGAAGAGCAUGCAUCAUCAGAUGUUGAGAAGAUGGUCCUUGGUAACAAGUGCGACAUCAACGACAAGCGACAGGUGUCCAAAGACAGGGGCGAGAAUCUCGCGUUGGAGUAUGGAAUAAAGUUCAUGGAGACCAGUGCAAAGGCCAACAUCAAUGUGGAAAAUGCAUUUUUAACACUUGCCAGAGACAUCAAAUCAAAAAUGGACACAAAAUUGGAGGGCAACAUGCCGCAGGGGAGCAGUCACGGAGUCAAGAUCUCAGAGCCUCAGAAAAAGACCAGCUUCUUCCGCUGUAGCCUUCUCUGAGGACCAAGGUACCAAGGUACCGAUACUGGCUGCUAGCUGGCUGGACAUAAAUGGACUGUGCUUCCUCAUAGCACUUCCUUCCCCUUACUUCUUUCUUCCCGUCCACACAAGCCGUUCUAUUCCAAAUAAGCAAAGGAUUUCCCCUCCCCGCUUCCUCUUCUGAAAGCUUCCAGUGGUGCAUCUCUUUUAAGGAGGUCUGUUGUCUUCAUAUGUCAGGGUGAUUUAUUGGUAGAGGACUCCACUAGGAGCAUUAUCCAGAUGUUCUUCACAGAUGUUUCACACAAAAGACGGGCGCUUACUUAUGAUGUUAGUCUCUAUUUUUUAUUUUUUUUAAAUUUACGCACUCAUAUUUCACGCACCCGGAAGCACAACCCGGCUAUCCAAGAAGAUUAAUCUCAUUGUUUUGGGCUUGAAAAUACAUAUAUGAUAUUAAGAACUAUUUUUACUAGAGCCUGCUCGAUUUCUAAGUGGUAAAACCAGAGACUGAUAGGCUUCCUAAUGAAUCCGCUCCACAUGCUUUCACUUUCGAGGCUGUGAAUCAUAUGACUUAUUGGGCAGACAGGGAAUUGGAUUCAAAGGUUUUCCAUUGGAGUCCUGCGUAUGAGAUUUCAAGUAGUCCUUGACAAUCAUGAGAUGUGACUAAAAACAUCUUCAAUUAAUUUUAUCAUUCCUGCCAUAGCUUUCAGGUGCUGGAAGGAAAUUGAGCAACACAAAACCUAAAAAUACAAUUCAGAGUUCUCUCAAAGAACAUUGAUGUGACGUAGUCUUGCUUCUGUUUUCUCUGGUGUAGUUGGCUGCUGAAAAGUAUUGUACAUUGUACAAUAUAUACUGACACUGCAUUGUGGCCCAUAUGCAAGUUCACAAUUUCUAAAAUAAUAGGGUAUGCACACAGUACAAUAUAAACAAUUGUCCCCAAAUUUGUAAUUUAAUUGGGCUGAAUUCUUUAUUCCUACCUGUUAUUAUAUAUAUAUUUUUAAAUUUUAAGUAGCUGGAGCUAGCAAAUGUUAGUUUUGCCUUUGACUUGACGGUUUUGUUGCAGCUCUCAUUCUUAGUUGAGCUAAAUGAUGUCUCUGGUUUUUUCAUCAACAAUUAAAACCCUUUUGAAGUUGCCCUACUGAAAAACCCUUCUGCUAUUCAUGCAGCUCUCCUUGCACUUUAACAAUAACCCGUGUUUUGUAUGUAGUCUGUGCCAAGUGAUAGAUUUGCAAUACAAUACAAUUAUUUAGUUAAAAAACGUCAUGUAUAAUGGGACUAUUCUUUUUUUAAAAUUACAUUUACUUAUAAAUUGAUCUCUCACCCUAUUUCACUACUAGUGACCCACUGUCCUGGUAUUAGUUCACUGAACAACAUUACCCUAGUGUACCAAUAUAUAUUUAUAAAAAACAAACAAAUCCGAUGUUUAAUCCAACAUUAUAGUUUAAAGUGAUGGUUUCUUGACUUAUGUGAACGAUGGCGCUUUAGUAUUAUUGUACACUUCCUCUUGUGCCCGUGUUGUUUGGUUGUGGCCUUCCUGUUUUAACAGCUAGGUGGCACCAGAGGCACAGUGUGCACUAUGGGUUACCAGAAUGACUUUUGCAUCUUUGACCUGCAACAGUUCAAUGAUCGCCUCCACGUCUGAAUUAGUGAACAUGUACCCUGUAUUUAACAUUGAUGUUGAGUCUCAUCUGUUUCCACUGCCCCUCAUUAACCCUUCCUUCAUUUGUAACAAGUGUGAAAACCAAUCUCCUAUAUGCACAUCUAUGGGUUACCAGAAUGACUUUUGCAUCAUUGACCUGCAACAGUUCAAUGAUCGCCUCCAGGUCUGUAUUAGUGAACAUGUACCCUGUAUUUAACAUUGAUGUUGAGUAUCAUCUGUUUCCACUGCUCCUCAUUAGCACAUUAUUGAGGGAAGUUUUGCUUUUUGCUUGCCUGCACUUUUUUGUUCUAAUGAUUUGGGGACCUCAUGACUACCAUGGCCAUUUGUCUUAACCGCUAGUACUCAGUACUGUCAUAGGUGAGCUAUGCAUUGUGAAUCUUGGACCUGUGCAUCUUUGUGUGAUGUCAUUUUCAGAUGUACUUGUAGACCCGUACAGUUGACUGUGUGGGCUUUUUGUUCUCUUUGGGUCACUCACUGAGUCAAACGCAGGAUUUUGUAGAAAUGGCAUUGCUACAACAAUGCCGGCGGAAUUAGGCAUGGCCGAAGAUUAAGUAGGAAGAGUGGACGUUUAAAUGUGGUAAUUAAUGCUUUUGUCUCGUUUGAGUGAUACUGUAGCUUAAAGUCGUAGACAACAUAGAGAGAAGACCUUUUGUGGAACUCAAAUGGCAUAAAGUUCAGCUGAAAUGAUACUCAGAUUUUCUUUUCUUUUUUUAAAAUCAUAUCCUUUAAUAUUUUACUGUAUAUCCCUUUUUACAGCCAUAUUUUCAUUCCAUCGAUUGUGAAGUACACAGGGAGAAUAAUAAAAUACAUUUUGGAAAAAAAAAAGAAGUGAAAAAGACAUUGUAAAUAUCACAUUGAGAAAAAGAGAUCUACUUAAAUUGUACUGUACUUUCUAAACCCAUAUGAAAAUGUAUCUACAAUUUGUAGAUAUGUGUACUUUUGAUUUAAUAAAAUUAUAAAAGUUG